Puccinia triticina is the source of this 1089-nucleotide messenger RNA. RefSeq lists its product as uncharacterized. Lineage: Eukaryota; Fungi; Basidiomycota; Pucciniomycetes; Pucciniales; Pucciniaceae. The record is from RefSeq and is a predicted model, not a curated record. The transcript is spliced from 4 exons. The coding region runs from base 1 to 1089 and encodes 362 amino acids.
AUGGACCCAAAACUAAACGACCUUCUUCAUUGGGCGGUAGAAAACACCGACCGAAACACCAACGGGCUACCUUCCGAAAAUCAAACACGAUCUAGUAGUACAGCCGUGGCACCGGUACCGUCUUCUGGUCCCGUUCCACUCUCAAUCACCUACACUCCCCAUGAUUCUACUCAAGCUCCUAGUCAAACGGCAAAUAAAAAACUCGAUACCGGGGUACUCGACGCUAUACUCGGUAGGACUGAUGCCGUCAGAAUGAGAGAAGCCAUGUCUAUUUUUGAAGAUCCGGAUAAACCGAUCCAUGAACGCUGUAAUGCUGGCGAAGAACUAGAAGACUUGAUUCAGGAUCUCGACAACGCCAAUGAUAUGGAAAUCUUGGGCUUUUGGCCCAAGCUGAUGAACUUGUUGGAAUCGAAUACCUCUGGUGGUGACGACAACGAUUUGAUCAAAUUUCACACUUGUUGGAUCUGCGGAACAGCCGUUCAAAAUAACCCAAAAUCUCAAAUUGCGUUUUUGAAAAGAGAUCCUCUGCCGACAAUUCUAGAGAUUUUGUGCCAUGCAUCCGAGGGCACUCAGGCGAAAGCCUUGUACUGUUUGAGCUCGACGUUGAAACACGCUCCUGAGGAGACGCAGGCGAUGAAAAAAUUUUGCGAUGCGCAUGGGUGGGAGGCAUUACAUGAGUGUCUCCGAGGACCACCGAUGACACUGCGGCGAAAGGCGGUUUUUCUUAUCAAUACGUUGCUGCUUGAAGAGUCGCUGAACUUGGAAGAACUCCGGUCCGCCGGUUUACUCAAUACCUUAAUCGCUUCCUUAUCCCCCUCAAGGGCAAUCCCAGCUGGGAAAGACGGAGAAUUGAGCUCCCAGGAUGAAGACUAUGUUGAAAAAGUUCUUCGAACGAUCGCAACGAUUCUAAUAAACUCAUCAUCAAGGCCAAACCAAGCGGUAUCAGAUGACGAGAAGAACCUCAUAAAAGAAGUCCUUAAAGAACUAAAACUCGACUCCAAAAGUUUCAAGCAACUGGUAGAGUCCUCAGGAAUCGGCGAGACUGAAUGGUCACAGGCUUUAGGGACAUUAGGUCCCGAGCUUAAAUAG